Messenger RNA from Boleophthalmus pectinirostris (great blue-spotted mudskipper), 840 nucleotides. RefSeq names its product homeobox protein GBX-2-like. The transcript has 2 exons. The coding region runs from base 1 to 840 and encodes 279 amino acids. Gene Ontology annotation, biological process: regulation of nervous system development; regulation of transcription by RNA polymerase II. The record is from RefSeq and is a predicted model, not a curated record. Gene Ontology annotation, cellular component: nucleus. NCBI's taxonomy places the organism in Eukaryota, Metazoa, Chordata, Actinopteri, Gobiiformes, Gobiidae. Gene Ontology annotation, molecular function: DNA-binding transcription factor activity, RNA polymerase II-specific; RNA polymerase II transcription regulatory region sequence-specific DNA binding.
AUGGCGAUGCCGCGGCCCGUCUGCACUUCCGCCUUCAGUAUCGAGUCUUUGAUCUCAGGCCCCGGCUCCGGUUCCGGUUCCGGUCCGGCCCCGUUCGUUUACAGUUACCCGAUGUUCGUGCCGUACCGCUCCGUGCUGCUGCCGCCGCCGCUGCCGCCGCCGCACGGUUACGGCAUGACGCUCACGUCCGCGGUGUUCCCGCCGGGAGCGCACGCGCACGAGGGCGCGGGGAUGGCGGGAAGCGCGAGGAAGUUCGGGUUCGACAAAAACCACGAGACGGAACCGGAACCGAAAGGAUUCCUCCCCACGGCUCCUAAAGAACCGCUCGGCUCGUUCACCGAAGAGCCGGGACUGCACGGCGGGGCAGACGUGGACGAGUCCCUGCGCAGAGACGAGUCCUUCUCUCUGGACUCAGACCUGGACUACAGCUCCGACGAGAACCAGACCCAGUCCUGCUCCAAAGACCGAAGUCCGGACCCGGACCGGGAUCACAACCAGCCCCGAGACGGGAGCCGCGGCUCCGGGGGGAAGAACCGUCGUCGUCGGACGGCGUUCACCAGCGAGCAGCUGCUGGAGCUGGAGAAAGAGUUUCACUGUAAGAAGUAUCUGUCUCUGACUGAGCGCUCGCAGAUCGCCCACGCCCUCAAACUCAGCGAGGUCCAGGUCAAGAUCUGGUUCCAGAACCGACGCGCCAAAUGGAAACGGGUCAAAGCCGGAAACGCCAACAACAAGAACGGAGAACCCGCCCGAAACCCCAAGAUCGUCGUCCCCAUCCCCGUCCACGUGAGCCGCUUCGCCAUCCGCAGCCAGCACCAGCAGAUGGAGCAGACCCGGCCCUGA